Molecule: messenger RNA, 6234 nt
Organism: Scheffersomyces stipitis CBS 6054
Lineage: Eukaryota; Fungi; Ascomycota; Pichiomycetes; Serinales; Debaryomycetaceae
Gene: BLM3
Product: Blm3p
Exons: 2
Coding region: 1-6234 (2077 amino acids)
Biological process (GO): proteasomal ubiquitin-independent protein catabolic process
Cellular component (GO): cytosol; nucleus
Molecular function (GO): peptidase activator activity; proteasome binding
Source: RefSeq, a predicted model, not a curated record
AUGGUAAGGAGACCCUCGUAUAGCACUAUAGAGUCGCUGCGGGAACUGCACUACAACUUAGACUAUCCCACGGACAGGAAGUUAUUGUCUGAACUCCAGCUCGAUUCCUCUUCUCGUUUCUAUGCUCGUUCCAGAAAAAGAACGCUUGAUCUUCCAAGCUUGCUUCCGUAUGCAACAGAAAACCCACAGGACCAGGCCAAGUUCUUGAGUCACAUCGUAUCGCAUCUCUAUAUAGCCAUCAAGACGUUGGAUAUUCAGGGCUCACUUCUGGUGCUGGCCAAAGACAUUGCUGCUUUGAAGGAUAUCGCUGGCUUAUCGGAUAUUGACCUUGCGCUCGAAACGAAUUUGUUCGAAAUGAACGCUUCAUCACAGGAUUUAGCACAAACUGAAGGUGCAGAAGACGAAAACUACUUAUCUGUAGAAUAUGAUACAGAUACAGACCACGAGGGGGAGGACGAAGAAGACGAUGCCGAUGAAGACGAUGGUGAAAGUGAAGGUGCGGUGCAACACAAAAAAUCGCCCAAAUCAGCAGCUGUAGUCUCAGUCAGAACAUGGACUCACGAGUUGCUUGUGUGGUUGAAGAUGAAAUACGACAUGCCCGUAAAGUUACGCAUGUCUUUGGCCAAAGUAUACUAUGCCAUCUGCCUUUCACGUGGUCAACACAUUGGACUCAAGACCUACGUCAAAGUCUUUGAGCUACUCACCAAAGAUGUUCGUCUCUUGAAGCAGCAGCACUUCAAAUUGGACUGGAAACAGUUACAGCAAGAAUUGUCUUACCAUUUUCCACCUGUAGAUACGACAUUGGACCAGUUUGAGAAGAAGGAACACAAGCAAAUCUUGCGUCUCGCCGCCAGAGCUUCCCAUUUCUUUCCGGAAGACUCAUUGGCUAGCAUAUAUAAGAAACUUGGUAGUCAGUUUUCCAUAACGAACGCUUCUUUAGUGAUGUCUUCGAUGUCUUUGUUGCCUCAUACGUUCGUUGCUGGUGGAGAAGACAACGAGAACGAUAUACGCCACUAUAUCCCUUCGUUCUUUUACAUGUGGCAGAAACUUAGUCAUGCUCUGGGAUUUGAUGCGCAAGUUACUGCAAGACUAGGAGUUGUAGCCAUGUCUGCUUUGACAAAACUUAACGACGAUGCGCUGGCUGGUGAAUAUUUGAAACUUGGAAAAUUCGGAAUUUUUACGGAGGAUCAAAUGGAAUACCUCAUCAACUCGCUUAUUAACAGCUUGAGUAUAAUGGUCGAGAAGUAUUCUUCGUUGAAGACGAAAUACUUCCAUGGAUUUGCAUCUGCUAUAGUCUACUCUCUUAAUGGUUCUAGUGCUUUGGAGCCUCAUGGCCUAAUAUACUACUUGAGGACUUUGCUCAAUGCUAUUGAGAGUUAUGUUCAUCCAUCAAAUACUGGUGAAUGGUCUCGUCCCAUUUCGAAAUUGGUGCUCAGCUUGAUAUACCAAUUCCACAAACGUUUUAACACCGAAAAUGAGAAGGCUGGAGUGUUGCAUGAUUUACCGGUCGAAUUGAAGCUAAGUGAUGAAGUGGUAACAGAAUUUGUCACCAUGUUCUUGCCGAUCAUCAGAACAGGCAUUCAAUCCAAAAAAAGUAGCGCUACGGACGACUAUUUGUCUUCAGUACAAUUACUUGCAUUCUUGAAACCAGACAUGGUACUAGAAUAUUUGUUGGUAGAUAUAUACGAGUCUCUUCAGGGAGUGAUUUCUACCCAUAGAGUCAUCAUUGCACUUAGAACAAUAGAAUCAUUGUCAAGAUUUUUUGCUUCAAGACCAAUUUUCCGAGUACACGUUACUACGAUUUUGCAAUUGGCAUUGCCUGGUAUUGAUACAAAUGAUUUAGAGAAGACUAUCCAUACAUUAGAUGUAUUUGCGUCCAUUUCCAAUUUUGCACCUUUUCACGAUUUGACCAACGGAUAUGGUGAUCCAGCAAUUGCAUCUCAAUUUGUACAGGGUCAUUUAGAGCACUUGAAGGCGAAGAUGUAUAUUGAGAAGGAAGAGAUUCCAUUUGAGGUCAAUCAUGAACUUGAACUUGAAGCGCUCAAGUCAUCUACUUCUGCAUUUAAGAGAAUUAUGAACUCUCUUAGUGAAAGAUUAUUCACCCUUCUUAAGAAUAUCCCAGAUCCAUCCAAAAGUGAUGGAAUAGAAAAGGAUUUGGCCGAGUCCUUACCAAAGUUCUUGUAUGUACUUUUAGAGUCAUUGUCUGACGAUAUAUUUGAAUCAUUCCGGAAUGAGUUCUUUGAUUUUGUCCUUAACAACACUUAUCAUACCAUUGCUGAUGUUUCUGCGGAAAUUUGUGGUGGUUUGAUCAAACGUGACCCAAAGAGCUUCAAGAAGUAUUCUUCUAUCUUCAUUGACAGAAUUAUCGAAGAAGUAGAAGAAAAUGGAGCCGGAGUUUCUAGAACUGGUGUAGAAAUCUUGCCUCGCGAUCAAGCCUUAUUUUGGAACUUGGUAAUAUUAAAUGAAUGUAUUGGGAAUGCCGGUACGUAUGUUGUUGACUCUUCCAAAAAAUUGAUGAAGCUAUCCUACUUCCUCAUGGAGCAUGUUAAGGGUCCAACAGUAUUCUCAAGUUCUUAUCUUGUCAAUCAGAUGUUGCAAGCAGUCACAAAGGUUAGACUUAACGAGAAUAGAAUCAUCGCUCCCGCAUACGAAAGUAAAUACGGAGUUGAUGAAAAGUGUUGGGGAGCAUUUCAAUUUGACGAAGAUAGAUUUCUGGAAGAAAAGACCAAUUUUGACUGGUUUAUUCCAACAGAUAAAGAAAUUUCAUUUGCUGUGGAAUGCUUCAAUGGCCAUGUGUCCAAGAGUUUGGAUAACAUUCUGAACUUGAUGAAAUCUUUUAACAAGGAGAGCCAUCUAGAUGCUUCGAAGUCUCUUCAACUAUCUGACGAAUUGAGGAUGAAUCUUUUAUAUUUGGGGUACUGUUUGAGUGGUGUCUCUUAUUUGUUAGAUCCAUCAUUCAAUGAGGAUAUUCCAAAGUUGAACCAUCAAUCAGAGUCAAUACAGCAACAUCCAGAUGAUCAACAAGAAGAAGAAAAGGAGAAGAUCACUCACUUCCAAGAUCAAUCGUACUCUGCUGUCAGAGAACAUUUUUUCGCAUCGCUCGGUAAGUCCGAGUCAUUGGAAAUGCCAAUAACAGCAGAUAUUUCUGCUAGAGCCACUCCACAAAUCGAGGGGGUUGAUAUGUCUAGUAUGAAUCCUGCCAUUACUUUUAGAGAGAGAAAGUUAUACACGUCAAACUACUACUUUGGAGAUGACAUGGAAAACAGAAAAUCAAGUGACUUGUAUUUGAAAUUGCACAAGACAUACCACUUGAUUGGGAAGAGUUUACAUAUCAUCUGCAAAUUCUUGACUGCAAACUUUCUCGACAACACGAAGAUUUUCAAGCAUUUUAUUUAUGUUGCAAAUAUCUGGUUUGCUGAUGUUGGAAGAGAGAGAAUGCUUGACUCAAGUCACGCUAGAAUCAACUACGGUUAUGUUAGCAGCAUCCAAAGCAUCAAUAGAGUUCGUAAACCGUUCACGCGUAUUGCUAUUAGUGCUAGACUCGAGGCUUAUCAUCUGCUCAGAGUUGCUUUGCAUGCAACUUCAAGAACUCAAACAGAUCUUGACCGGUUUCUUCUUGAAGAUAUUGUAAAAUUGUCUGUAUCCACAUAUAUUGCUAUUGCAAAAUCAUCGCAAUCUUUAUUGUUGGAUGCGAUGAAGAGAUUGAAUGGUUCAUACAGUGUUAUCGUCAAAUCUGCCUUCAAAUAUCUCACGAGAGCUCUAGAUGAGAACGACCACAAAAAGAUCGAAAGUGGAUUAAGUAUAUUUUCGUUAAGAAGAAUUAAAACCCACAUCAGAAACGAUUUUUUCAAUGUUCAGAAAUACGUUGAGCUUUUACUUCGUUGCUUAGAUGUGGAUAGCGUCGAAGUUCACAAUGUCGCACACGCACUUUACGAUGGUGUCUUUAAAUCAAUCACUCCUCCAAGCAGUGUUUGUUUGAUCGACCAUUCCGAAAUUGACACUAUUAGGCCGCCUGAUGAAUUUAUCGACUUGGAAAUCAAAGCAGUAAGAUUUGCAAAGGAAAGGAAGAGGAAAUUGUAUUUUGACAAGUUGAAGAAAUUAGAAAACAGCGUACUUGCAAAAGAGAAAUCCAAUUCCCAUUGGAAGACAACAUCAUUGAACUUGUCAUUGCUCAUUAAUUUACAAUCCUACUUAGAAAUUCCAACUAGUGACGAAGUAUUACAGCUUUUGGCAAAAGAGGCCUCUCGCGACCAUCCUACCAUCUCUCGAUUAGCGUUGAAAGGUGUAACUCGAAUUGUUAACAAGCUAAAUUUGUUAAGUACCCUCGAUUACAAAUUGGAAAAUGCUUAUGAUUUCAAUUUCGUACCAAAGGGUCUCAAACUAGUCGAUACGAGGCCUAAGAAGGGAGAGUCUUAUUUUGUUGAUUGGAGAAAGGAAUUGAGGAACGUACUGGAACCAACUUAUUUCGUUGAUCAUAAAGCAAGCACUGGCUGGUUAUUCUGGAAUGACGCAAUGCCAGUAAUAGCAGCCGGUCCAGUGAUCAAGAUGAGUUUGGAAGUUCUGGACGAGUUGGCAUUAAAAGGAUUCAGCAGCUAUGUGUCUAAGGAGUGGUUUAAAAACAUUGUAAAGCUUUGGGUCACUGAUAACGAUGCCAAUUCUGCAUACCAAGGUACUGACGUUUUUGUGACUUCUACGUUAGUCACUCUAAUUUCAAAGGGAUACAUCGAAGGUAUGACAUUUGAUGACUUACUUGAUAUCGUUCAGGAAAUUUACGUGAAAGACGAUAAAAGUGCACAUAUUGUUGUUUGUGAAUUGUUGGCUGGGAUCCUCCUUGGCUCCAAGAAUUUAAGGCCAGAGCUUGCAAAGAAGCGAGAUGAAUUCGUCCCAGACUUUUUGAGAAACAUUCUUGAGAGCGAUUUAUCUCCCGACAACAAAGGAAUCUGGAAUAUAUUUGCAUGGUGGAUUCCCUCUCAUAUUGAUUGUAGAAGAUUUCCUGAAGUUUUCGACGUCUUCACGGAUAUGACAAUCGACCACACAUCCGAUUCUGCCUUCAAAGAAGCCACUAAGAUUAGUUACAUUAGAUCUGUCGUUGCUGCAAUUACUUGGUGUUCCCCUAACCCUGGUAAGAUUAUGGAUCUAUGCCUAAAGAACAUAAAUCACAGAUACGAGGCAGUUAGAACACAAAUUGGUUCACUCAUGGCAGUGAUGUCAUUCCCAUAUUAUUCUGAAUCAGUUGCAGACAGCUCUGAAUUUAUUCAACGAUGUAAGAGUCAAUCCGGUUUGUCAUUAUACGAUGUUGGCGGAGAUAACAAAUUGAUAUCCUUGGUGCCACAAUUAUUUGAACAAAUUGAAAAUUGGAGAAAGGAAGUUCGAGAAUUACCUCCACAAAUUAUUUUGAGGUCGGACUAUAUUUAUGCUGCCACAACAGUCCUCACUUGGUUGAGGCAGGAGCUAAAUACGAGCAUUUCAGUCUUGUUUCAACCGUACGUGACAAAGUAUUUGGUGCCAUUCCUACUCGAAUUAAUUAACAUGAAGGAAGUAUGUCAAUUGGGAAAUAUUGACCCUAUUUCAGUUGUGAAGAAGGUUUCUCAAAUACCGUAUUCAAAGAAGCACCUCGAUGACAUUGUGCAGAUGCUCGAAAAGUAUUCCAAAGAAGAUUUGAAUAUAAUUCAGACUAUUAUUGUUGGAGAAUUUACUGAAACAAUCUACUUUAAGAACUUAUUCCUCUUUGACAAAUCACAGAGGAAGAGAAUCUUUGAAGUUACAUACAAAUUGAUGUAUCACAAGAAUGUAGAAAUAAGAGAAUUUGAGGCAUCUACAUUAUCUGGUUUAAUCUACAGUUCACCACCUGACGAGGUUGAAGAAAGAGUGAACACAUAUACCAAAGCUUUCAGCAAAGAGAUUGACAUCAUUAGAAAAAAAUAUAGAAAGUCUGGUUACAAGAAUAUUUCCCCAGAGGAUACUAUAAUCCUUCAUGGUGCAACGUUAGGGUUGGGAGCAUUGGUACAUGCUUUCUCAUUUUCUUCUCCUCCUCCUAAAUGGGUUCCUAGUAUUUUAACAAUUUUAUCUAAUAAAGCGUCUGGUAUUCCUGGACUUGUUGGUAAGACGGCAAAGGAAUCCUUAGGUAAGUUCAAGAAAAACAGACAGGACACAUGGCACAUUGAUAGCAAGGUAUUCAGUGAAAGUGAAAUGGAAGAUUUGGAAGGUGUUCUCUGGAAGAGUUAUUUUAUUUGA